GUUGCGUCAUUGUUAUUGUGGUAGUUGGUGCUCCAGCUGCUUACACAGAUUUCGCCACCAUUUCGCUCAGAUUUCGGCCCUUUAACGCUGUGUAAACGUGCGGACCUGCGAUAUAACAUCAGUACAAUGUCGCUCCAAAAGGACAUUCCUUCUGACGAGAGUUUACAAGGUUCCUGGGUUGAGCUGCAUUUCAGCGGGAAUGGCUCUCAAAGUACCAGCCACCACGGCAGCCAGGAGCAAAUCCCCACGUCCAUCCAGGAGGGUGACGUGGAGAAAAUGCUGCUAGACGCACAGCACGAGUCGGGCAGAAAUAGCUCCAGAGGAAGCUCUCAGUGCAACAGCCCACUCAGGGCACAGACACCCCUUCUUCUGUGGAGAGGCUCAGAGGGAAACAGCUCACAGUCAGAUGAAGACUUCCAAGAAAGAAGACGGGAAGUAGAGAACCUGAUGAAGAAAAAUGCUGACUGGAUCUGGGACUGGUCUAGUCGACCUGAGAACAAUCCACCAAAGGAGUUCCUGCUGAAGUACCCUAAGCGCUCAACCUCUCUCAGCAUUAGGAACACCAGUGUCAUGAAGAAGGGAGGCAUUCUCUCUGCUGACUUUCUGAAGCUUUUCCUUCCCUCGUUAAUCAUUUCUCACAUACUUGCUGUUGGCCUAGGGAUAUAUAUUGGGAAGCGGCUCACCUCACACAAUACCUACUAAGUAGAACGGUGGUGUGUUGUGACACCUUGUCACCUCAAUGUGACCAUCUUGGCAUGCCUUAAAAUGGGACCUUUUUGAAGAUCAAGGGAAUCGUGGCCAUUUGACAUGGUCCAGUUUGACUGAGAGCCUCAUGUUGCCCACAACAGCAUGGAGAGUGGAGGAUCAGUCAUUGUUGCUUCACAGUGUCUAGCCCUGAACACAACAAUGAUCAAUCCCUCUGCUCCUUGCUGUAGUCCCUGUCCUGGAGAUGACUGUUUUGCUGCUUCCUGCUCCUUAAAUCUGCACACUAGGGAACUGAUAUAUAUUGUAAGUCACUGCCUCCUUUUUUGUUGCAAUGAGAAGUCUUUUGUGAUUUUAAACAAUAUACAGUCAGUUGAUUUUUUUUAAUCAGCUGUGGAUAAAGGAAAUUUUUUUGAAAAUAAAAAUACAUUUUUUGUCGAAGGGAUCAUUAGCUUAGUGUUUAAGAGAUGGCAUUCAUUACUAAUUGCCCAAUCUGUGCAAUUAUAAAUUGAUUAUGAGAAAAUCAAAUAUUAGCUUUAUCAUGCACAAAUGUGGUCCAUUUUUUGUUCAUCUGAAUCACAAAAUAAAAGCUGGAAACACA
Lates calcarifer (barramundi perch) is the source of this 1303-nucleotide messenger RNA. It is a transcript of the gene bnip4, whose product is annotated as BCL2 interacting protein 4. NCBI's taxonomy places the organism in Eukaryota, Metazoa, Chordata, Actinopteri, Centropomidae. Gene Ontology annotation, biological process: positive regulation of apoptotic process; mitochondrial outer membrane permeabilization. The coding region runs from base 127 to 702 and encodes 191 amino acids. Gene Ontology annotation, cellular component: nucleus; mitochondrial envelope; mitochondrial outer membrane. The record is from RefSeq and is a predicted model, not a curated record. The transcript has 6 exons.